AUGGAUUCAGGCAGGCUAGUCAGGAGCUCUCCAGCAGAGGGAAGGAGCCUACACCCAAGUCAGGGUGAUGGGGAUCAGUUGAGCCAGUUCUACGUUGGAAGAAGAGAAGGUGUGAACCCUGGAGCCGUGGGACUGGGGUUGGUCCCAAAGCAGGACAAUCGUAUCCACACUUCCAAGUACAACAUUCUCACAUUCUUGCCAAUUAAUUUAUUUGAGCAGUUCCAGAGAGUGGCGAAUGCCUAUUUCCUUUUUCUUCUGAUACUACAGCUGAUUCCAGAAAUCUCUUCCCUGACCUGGUUCACCACCAUUGUGCCACUGGUCUUGGUGGUCUCUAUGACAGCUGUCAAGGAUGCCACUGAUGACUAUUUUCGUCACAAGAGUGAUAAUCAAGUGAAUAACCGACAGUCUGAAGUGCUCAUUAACAGCAAACUGCAGAAUGAAAAAUGGAUGAAUGUUAAAGUGGGAGACAUCAUUAAAUUAGAAAAUAACCAGUUUGUUGCUGCCGACUUGCUUCUUCUGUCGAGCAGUGAGCCACAUGGUCUGUGUUACAUUGAAACUGCUGAGCUUGAUGGGGAAACCAACCUGAAAGUUCGUCAGGCGCUAUCAGUUACCUCAGAACUUGGAGCAGAUAUUAGCAGACUUGCAAGAUUUGAUGGGAUCGUGGUCUGCGAGGCGCCUAACAACAAAUUAGAUAAAUUCACUGGAGUCCUUUCUUGGAAGGAGAGUAAGCACACCCUCAGCAACCAGAAGAUAAUACUGAGGGGCUGUGUCCUGAGAAAUACCGGCUGGUGUUUUGGAAUGGUUCUUUUUGCAGGUCCUGACACUAAACUAAUGCAGAACAGUGGUAAGACAAAGUUUAAAAGGACAAGCAUCGACAAGUUGAUGAAUACUCUAGUCCUAUGGAUUUUUGGAUUUCUUGUAUGCUUGGGAAUUAUUCUUGCAAUAGGAAAUUCAAUCUGGGAGAAUGAAGUUGGGGGCCAGUUCAGAGCUUUCAUUUUCUGGAGUGGGGGCGAGAAGAGCUCCAUGCUGUCAGGAUUCUUAACAUUCUGGUCAUAUGUUAUUAUCCUCAACACGGUGGUACCUAUUUCAUUAUAUGUGAGUGUGGAAGUAAUCCGUCUAGGACACAGUUAUUUUAUAAACUGGGAUCGCAAGAUGUAUUACUCUGGGAAAGCAAUACCUGCUGAAGCUCGGACGACCACACUCAAUGAGGAACUGGGCCAGAUUGAGUAUGUUUUCUCUGACAAAACGGGAACUCUCACACAGAACAUCAUGACUUUUAAAAAAUGUUCCAUUAAUGGGAGAGUCUAUGGUGAAUUACAAGAUGACCUGGACCAGAAGAAAGAAAUAACUAAGAAAAGGGAGCCUGUGGAUGUCUCAGUCAAAUCCCAAACAGAAAAAAGACUUCAUUUCUUUGACCACAGUCUGAUGGAAUCUGUUGAGCUGGGGGAUCCCAAAGUGCAUGAAUUCCUUCGUUUGCUUGCCCUGUGUCACACCGUUAUGUCUGAGGAAAACAGUGCAGGACAGCUGACUUACCAGGUUCAGUCACCCGAUGAAGGAGCUCUAGUUACUGCUGCCGGAAAUUUUGGGUUUGUUUUUAAGUCUCGGACCCCAGAGACGAUAACGAUAGAAGAAUUGGGAACACUUGUUACUUACCAGUUGCUGGCCUUUUUGGACUUCAACAAUAUCAGAAAAAGGAUGUCUGUCAUAGUUCGAAACCCAGAAGGACAGAUAAAACUUUAUUCCAAAGGAGCAGAUACCAUUUUGUUUGAAAAACUUCAUCCUUCCAACAAAGACCUUCUGUCUUUGACAUCAGACCACCUCAGUGAUUUUGCAGGGGAAGGCCUUCGAACCUUGGCGAUUGCUUAUAGAGAUCUUGAUGACAAGUAUUUUAAAGUGUGGCAAAAGAUGCUUGAAGAUGCAGAUGCUGCCGUGGAUGAGAGGGAUGAGCGGAUUUCUGGAGUGUAUGAAGAAAUCGAAAGAGAUCUGAUGCUGUUAGGUGCCACUGCUGUAGAAGAUAAGUUACAGGAAGGUGUUAUUGAAACGAUUGCAAGUUUAUCUCUAGCCAAUAUUAAGAUCUGGGUUCUAACAGGAGACAAACAAGAAACUGCCAUCAACAUUGGUUAUGCCUGCAACAUGCUGACUGAUGACAUGGAUGAUGUGUUUGUGAUAACAGGGAGCACGGCAGUAGAAGUGAGGGACGAGUUCAGGAAAGCAAAGGAAAAUUUGUUUGGACAAAACAAUUUUUCCAAUGGACAUGUAGUUUAUGAAAAAAAACGGCAACUGGAGUCGGACUGUGGUGCAGAAGACACUGUAACAGGAGAAUAUGCCUUAGUCAUAAAUGGCCACAGUUUGGCCCAUGCUCUAGAAAGCGAUGUCAAGAAUGACUUCUUAGAGCUUGCCUGCAUGUGUAAGACUGUAGUUUGCUGCAGAGUCACCCCACUCCAGAAAGCCCAAGUAGUGGAGCUGGUGAAAAUGCACAGAAAUGCCGUGACUUUGGCCAUCGGUGAUGGAGCCAAUGAUGUCAGCAUGAUUAAAAGUGCUCACAUUGGUGUGGGCAUCAGUGGCCAGGAAGGACUUCAAGCAGUCUUAGUCAGUGACUACUCAUUUGCUCAGUUUAGAUAUCUCCGAAGACUUCUCCUUGUCCAUGGAAGGUGGUCCUAUUUCAGAAUGUGCAAGUUUUUAUGCUAUUUCUUCUACAAGAACUUUGCAUUUACACUUGUGCAUUUCUGGUUUGGUUUCUUCUGUGGUUUCUCAGCCCAGACUGUCUAUGACCAGUGGUUCAUCACUCUUUUUAACAUCGUUUACACAUCAUUACCUGUUUUAGCCAUGGGGAUUUUUGACCAGAUAGCCUUGGACACCAGUUACUGGACUGUCAUUAAUCAUGUCUUUAUCUGGGGCAGUGUUGCUACUUAUUUCUUCAUUUUACUUACAAUGCAUAGUAAUGGUGUCUUUGGAAUCUUCCCAAAUCAGUUUCCAUUUGUUGGAAAUGCAUGGCAUUCCCUGAGCCAGAAAUGCAUCUGGCUUGUUAUUCUCUUGACAACAGUGGCAUCAGUUAUGCCAGUGGUGGCAUUCAGAUUUCUGAAGAUGGAGCUAUACCCAAGUCUCAGUGACAAGAUCCGCCGGUGGCAGAAGGCUCAGAAAAAGGCCAAGCCCACACAUAGCCGAAGGCCUCAGACCCGCAGGUCAAGCUCCAGAAGGUCUGGAUAUGCCUUCGCUCACCAGGAGGGCUAUGGAGAGCUUAUCACAUCUGGAAAAAAUAUGCGCACUCAAAAUCUACCCCCAACAUCAGGGGUGGAAAAGAUGCUUUAUAAUAACGCUAGCUGGGUUGAAAAUUUAUGUGAGAAAACCGCAGACACAGUGAACAGUUUUAGUCAGGAGAAAACAGUGAGACUGUGAGUGGAGGUAAAUUUGAACCACUUUAUCUAGGGCUGCGAUUCAGCUGCUCAGGGGCCAGGAGCAGGGCACAUUGCCUCCUUUAACUUAAAUCUGUGGUAAACAACUGCCAGUGCCUGUUAAAUACAGGGUGCUGUCCAGGAAACCAGGCCAGAGGGGGCACUGCCCAAUUUGUGAUUUGGUGGAUCAAGGCCUCCUGGGAUGAACACAGAUUUUUAUUAACCGAGACACCAAUGGAACUGAACUUUUAAUAUUGUUUAUGGAGCAAAGCUUGUACAUCAGCUAAUAUACUGAACGGAUCCUGGGUAUAUGAAUGGGUACAUUCAAACAGUGUAUAUCUGAGUUGGAAAACACUUGCUGACAGGUAAACAGUACUCAAAGAGCAGCCUUUCCCAGAUGCAAUUUCAGAAGUGUGCUUUGGUGCCGUCAGACCCUCGGUUACUCUCUAGUCUUGAUAUCUGGCUGUCUGUUCAUCCAGGACAACAAACUUUGCAUGCCUGAAGAGGACAAAGACCUUUGGUAUUCUCUGUUUUCCUAUCAGUCUUGGAAAAAAGGAGACUGAAUGUCUUCAGAGAGAUAGGCUGCCAGUUUGGACAAAUUAUACAGGAAGCUUUCAGACUGUGUCACAAAAGGAUGAAAAGUCGGAAUGGCUCUCUAGAAAGUAUUUUGGUGUUUCAGUGACCUUUAUCACAGUCUCAGAAGUAACAGUAACGUGCUGAGCAUCAGCCACAGCAGUAAUGGAGCCAGCACCACAGAGGAAUGCUACACAUGAUGUUAGUAUUCCAUAGAGCCUGUGGGCAAAUGGCUUCCCAGUUUUAAAAACUUGAGAAUUGCAAAGAAUGAGUCAACAGGCAGUCUCUUCCAUUAUCAUUUGUUCAGGUUUAGGCCAUUUAGACUUAAUUCCUUUUAAUAUCCAGCUGUUAUGUUUACAAAUCAAAUGUAUAAGUGUAUAUAUGAAGCUGAUUUCUUAUGUAGACCUAGCAGCCAAAAUUUGGGAUCUGCAUAUGUAUGUAUACGUGAGUCACUAGUCUAUUUCCUGCAUAAGGCUUGUGUUCAACCUGCCAUCCUGCCACUUCCUCUGUAACCUGGGUAGGUUGUGCCUUUUCUGAGAUUGUGUCUUCCUCUACAGAAAGAAAGGACACCACCUACCUCAUGAGGCUGAUGACUGUCAAAGCACAGGUUAUCAAAUCAUUAGAAACCUAAUCCUCAUAUGAACGUGUGAGUCAGGCUCCAGCUGGCUCAUCAUCAGAACAAUUUGAAAAGAAUACGAAGAGCUAGAAUUUCAGUAAUAGAUGGAAAGGCCUUGAUAAACUGAUGUCGCCAAGCAAGAUAGAAACCAAAUUAAACUAUAACUUUGGGAAGAAAUUUCUCUACUGAAUUGCUGAUGAAAGAAAACUACUUUCCUCCAAGGACUCUGGUAAUCCUUAUGUGGAGCUGAUGGAGAGAGGGCCAGUGGGAUACUAAUAGGUCAGUGUUCUGCCCACGUGGUCUUAAUUUCUGAGCCUGGAGUAAUUUCUCCUGGAUGGCACCAAUGAGAUAAUACGUAUACACGAACCCAAUACUUGCCUUUACCCGCAGCAAAUGCUUAUAGGUAUUCCCUUUCUUUUGCAUGCCUACCUUGAAAAGAUUUUUCUAGUUGGUCUAGUGACCAACUUCAUUGUGCUGGCUCAUGUAUUUUUUAACAGUUUUGAAAAAUUUGGAAACUUUUAGUAAAUCUUUUGUGACUA
This is a messenger RNA of Nannospalax galili (Upper Galilee mountains blind mole rat), 5120 nucleotides long. RefSeq names its product ATPase phospholipid transporting 8B4 (putative) (gene Atp8b4). Gene Ontology annotation, biological process: phospholipid translocation; Golgi organization. The record is from RefSeq and is a predicted model, not a curated record. Gene Ontology annotation, molecular function: ATPase-coupled intramembrane lipid carrier activity; magnesium ion binding; ATP binding. Gene Ontology annotation, cellular component: plasma membrane. NCBI's taxonomy places the organism in Eukaryota, Metazoa, Chordata, Mammalia, Rodentia, Spalacidae.